UAUUAUUAGUUUAUAUUAGCACUUAUGUGGUUAGAAAAAUACUAUUGGAAGUAUGUAGAAAUUUUUUAUUAAUCACUGCAUAGAAUAGAAAUAAUACAAUAUUGUUUUUAAAAGAUAAGACACGUUAUAAACGUGAGCUCUCUAUUGAUAAUUAUCAAUGUACAUUUUCAUAGCCGUGUAACUUAAGAAACGGGAGUAGUUCGGUGCUAACAUUUGUAGUGUCCCUGGUAAGAAACUUAUUUCAAAAGUUUUAUAUUCAAAAUAUGAUAUUUUUCUGUUAUACAAAUUAUUUAAUAUGUAUGAACGACUCGAUCGCAAGAUAAUCGCUGGACACGGAAGUUGGGUUACACCUGCCAUGAUGCCAAACUGUUUAUUCAGUGAGCUCUCUAUGUUUCCGCCGACUACGCCGCAGGAUCUCAAGGUCGCCGCUUGCAUCGAACGGAAACGACGAAAUGAAGAAGCCAGAAAACUCAGAAUUUUUGAUCCCCGUUGUCAAAUUAAGAUAGACAAAGAGUUCUUGGACAAGCAAAUAGAAGAAAAAGAACGUUUGCGUCAGCAAGAACGAGAACGAGAAUGCCGGAUGGAUGAAGCUCUGGUGGUUAGCAGUAAGUUUGCAAUGAUGCUUGAGAAGCGGGAAGAAGAGGAAAGGAAGAAGAUAAAUCGUAAUAUAAAUUCAUAUCGCAAAAUCCAUCAACGUCCGCAGGAUCGCCGUGACUUUGAUCUUUAUGAUCCCGAUAAUUUAAAAAAAUCAUUGCCAGCACGUGUAGCCGAUGAUGAUCCGCGAAUUGGACCUUCGUCUGCUCAAAAAUUCGAGGGGGAAGAUCUCGAACGGUCUAAAAGACUGAAUAAAAAUAAAGAGCAGAUGCAAUCUUGUCUUAUGCAGCAGGUGUAUGAGAAACAAAAAAAUAAACAAAAAGAAAAAAACGCUGAUGAAUCUUUUCAACAGUUUAUUUUAUCUAGGGACAGACGUGCAAUUGACCUUGGACGUAUGGAAGAAGAAUGUCGAAGGAAACUCAAUGAAGCUAAUGCACAAUUUAAUCGUGCCCUUGCUGAAGAACAAGAAUAUCGGAAUAAAUGUGAAGCAAUAAAAGAUGAGGAAGACAAACGUGCUGAGAUUUAUAAUCAUGUUACCGGUGAUUUCUUAACAGAAGCUCCUGAACAAGCAUUAAGUUAUUGUGGACCAAAUAAAUUACUUGCUUGUCGUUACAAGGGUAUGACAUCUGAUGAGAUUAAAUGUAUAUGGGAAGAACAAGCUCGGCAGAUGAAACAAAUUCAGAAAAUGAAAGAAGAAGAAAGACAAAUAAACAAUGAAUGGGAUCGUUUGAUGAUCGGUAAUGCCCAAGCGGCCGAACUCUAUGAUCAAGAAUUGAAUCGUCAAAAAAUGGAAUUGCGGAAAAAAAUAGCUGAAGAAAAUUUACAAUUAGCACAACAGCAGAGAUCACAUCAAGAUUAUUUAAAUAAAAUGGUUUAUAAGUAUCAACAAGAGCCAGAAUUUUUUAACAAAUUUAAUUCGUGUCCUCGAUAAUCGAAUUCAAAAGAAGAAUUUUAAAUUUAAAGCCCAGAUGAUAUUUGUAAAGCUAAUAAAAUAAAAUUAUGUAAACUGAUCACAAUAAAUUAAAAAAUUUUU
Molecule: messenger RNA, 1627 nt
Organism: Microplitis mediator
Lineage: Eukaryota; Metazoa; Arthropoda; Insecta; Hymenoptera; Braconidae
Product: RIB43A-like with coiled-coils protein 2
Exons: 8
Coding region: 296-1525 (409 amino acids)
Source: RefSeq, a predicted model, not a curated record